UAUGACAGGAUAUUGCGACAAAGCUAAAGAGUUUUACGAAAAAGCUCUGGAAAUUCAAGAAAAAUCGUUAGGUCCAAAUCAUGUUCAUGUUUCUCAGUCUUUAUACAUACUUGGUUUUAUGUGUUAUGAAACUGGAAACUACGACAAAGCCAUAGAGUUUUACGAAAAAGAUCUUGAAAUUCGAAAACGAUCGUUAGGUCCAAAUCAUGUUGAUGUUUCUCAGUCACUAAACAAUCUUGGAUUGGUGUAUAACAAAAUCGGAAACUACGACAAAGCCAUAGAUUUUUACGAAAAAGCUCUGAAAAUUCGAAAAAAAUCGUUAGGCUCUAAACAUGUUGAUGUUGCUCAGACUUUAAACAAUAUUGGUUUGGUGUAUUAUGAAACGGGAAACUACAAAAAAGCUAUAGAGGUUCACGAAAAGGCUAUGGAAAUUCACGAACAAUUGUUAGAUCCAAAUCAUAUUGAAGUUGCUUGGUCUUUAAACAAUCUUGGUAAUGUGCUUGAAAAAACUGGAUACUACGACAAAGCUAAAGAAGUUCUACAAAAAGCUCUGGAAAUUCGAGAACAAUCGUUAGGUCCAAAUCAUGUUGAUGUUUCUCAGUCACUAAACAAUCUUGGAUUGGUGUAUUACAAAAUCGGAAACUACGACAAAUCCAUAGAGUUUUACGAAAAAGCUCUGAAAAUUCGAAAAGAAUCGUUAGGCUCUAAACAUGUUGAUGUCGCUCAGACUUUAAACAAUCUUGGUUUGGUGUAUUAUGAAACGGGAAACUACGACAAAGCCGUAGAGUUUUACAAAAAAGCUCUAGAAAUUCAAAAACGAUCGUUAGGCUUUAAUCAUGUUUAUGUCGCUGCGUCUUUAUACAAUCUUGGUGUGGUGUUUGAAAAAACUGGAAACUACGACAAAGCUAAAGAAGUUCACGAAAAAGCUCUAGAAAUUCGAAAAAAUCGUUAGGUCCAAAUCAUGUUGAUGUUUCUCAGUCUUUAAACAUUUUGGUUUUAUGUAUUAUAAAGCUGCAAACUACGACAAAGCCAUAGAGUUUUACGAAAAAACUCUGGAAAUUCGAAAACGAUCGUUAGGUCAAAAUCAUGUUGAUUUUGCUCAGUCUUUAAACAAUCUUGGUUUGGUGUAUUA
Molecule: messenger RNA, 1132 nt
Organism: Xenia sp. Carnegie-2017
Lineage: Eukaryota; Metazoa; Cnidaria; Anthozoa; Malacalcyonacea; Xeniidae
Product: nephrocystin-3-like
Exons: 3
Coding region: 2-952 (316 amino acids)
Cellular component (GO): kinesin complex
Molecular function (GO): protein binding
Source: RefSeq, a predicted model, not a curated record